CUCCCCUUUUAUACGGUUGAACAAGCUCAAUCAAUUCCGGGUAUACAUGUACAUCUCUUACAUUGAUCAAUGAUUUAUCUAAUUAUAUAUAUGGGUGUGACAAGGUAUUAAUUAUAGUGCAUUUACUUAGUAAAUUUUGAACGUUGUUUAUUUAUCUGUUAUUUGUUGGGGUACAUGUCUUUCAGCCUCGCUUAUUGUUGCAUGUCAAAAUUGUGUACGGAAAUUUGAACUUUAGCUAGUUUCAGGUUACUGUAUAAUAAUCUGUUAAUUAUCGAUGAAUGUUAUUGAAUGAUACAACAGCCGCAGCCAGGAUAAUCGUGACGGCUGACAGUGGAACUUGAAGAAUUGAUUGCUUAUUCAACUGUUCAAUAUUGAAUGAACUAUAGGACAUUAAAGAUGGCAAUGGAACUUAAAGGAAGAGUGUUAGUUUACUCCAUCUUGGGUUGUCCCCAUUGUAUGAAGGCCAAGAGUACAUUACAGGAGUUAGGUGUACCUUACACAGAUGUGAGCUUAGAGAAAUAUCCACACGCUCGUCAAGACGUUCAGAUGAGAACACAAAAACGAACAGUUCCUCAGAUAUUCUUCAAUGCCAGACAUAUUGGUGGUAACGAGGAUCUACAAAAUUUGGUAAAAGACCAAGAAAAGUGGACAGAGGCACUGGAAGUGUUGAAAAGUACACCAGCUGGUCCUGAUGCUCCACAAGUUCCUGAUCCAAGCACUGCUGUAAAAUCUUUUGAUGUUGGAGAUAUAGUGUGUGAACCUGAUGAAUAUGCUGAGUUUGUAAAAGAACUGAGGAAUUCAGGAAUCAUAAAAGACCAUAGAUCAUUGCUGAGAAGCUACAAAAAUUCUUUCAGUGGCAAAGAAUUUGUUGACUGGGUGGUCAAAACUAAGGAAGUUGAUCGAGAAAGGGCCAUAGAGAUGGGACAAGCCUUGAUAGAUCGCCAUUUUGGCCAUCAGGUAAAAGAUCAGGAAACAUUUGAGGAUAAAGAUGUCUAUUACAGACUUCUUGAGGAUGAUGAUAGUAGUGCUUUAAAUGCCGGGCCCUCGGAUUGUAAACCGCGACCAGCGGGAGAAUUGGGAGAGGAUUUGAGGAAACUGAUACUUAAAAUUUACAGUAGUUAUUUAUCACCUGAUGGGAAGGCUAGUGGACCAGUUCUUACUUUGAGAUGCCAGGUGAAUAAUGAUAUGCAGUGGAUUAACAUUGCUAAUUUUGUUAAACCAUGGGAACCACCGGUAAAUCUCUGGCAGAGGUAUAAGUUUUUCAACACAGUGCGGUACAUAAUUGGCGGACAUCAGUACUCGUUACAGGACAUAGAAAAUGGUGUGCUCCGUGCCAACAGGAAAGGAAUGGGUAUGUUCAUGAAGCCAUUUGGUUCCUCAGAUGCAAGACUGAAAGUAUCCUUGGAAACACCAGAACCUCUUAUACACUUUGCCCUAGUGUGUGGCGCUAAAAGCUGUCCUCCUAUCAAAACUUACUCUGCCGAGGUGAUUAUAAAUUAUUAUUAG
Molecule: messenger RNA, 1506 nt
Organism: Ruditapes philippinarum (Manila clam)
Lineage: Eukaryota; Metazoa; Mollusca; Bivalvia; Venerida; Veneridae
Exons: 9
Coding region: 376-1506 (376 amino acids)
Biological process (GO): intracellular signal transduction; cell redox homeostasis
Molecular function (GO): electron transfer activity
Source: RefSeq, a predicted model, not a curated record